AUGAAAAAGAGUGAAAUAAUACGUUUAAUUGAGGAGAGUGAUGUGUACAAAAAUGACAACGAAGUUGUUAAAGAUGCUGUAGAUCAAAUAAUAGGGAACAGAAACCAAAAAUCCGAUCAGGAUAGUGAAAUAGAACUAGAGCGUCUUAGAUUAGAGAGAGCUAAAAUAGAAUUACAAUUAGCGCAAUUAAGGGCUACUGAAAAUAGUACUCAGACUUCCGUUAAUGUAGAGAGUAAAACCGAACCAGAAGAGUCUCUGGAUAGCUUAUUAAAGUCUGACUCUGUAUUUGGGUAUAUUGUAGGAGGAAGCGUUUCGAGUUCAGUUAAAUUUAAUUCUAACUAUUGCGGUUUAAUAUGUGGAGCAGAAGAAUUAAAUUCAAACUUGAGAAAAUUUUGGGAGAUUGAGGAAAUGGGUAAUGAAUUACCUAAAAGUAAAGAGAAUGCUAUUUGUGAGGAGCAUUAUGCGCGAAUUGAGGAAAUGGGUAAUGAAUUACCUAAAAGUAAAGAGAAUGCUAUUUGUGAGGAGCAUUAUGCGCGAACACAUAGAAGAGAUGGGACAGGAAAAUAUACUGUGGCGAUGCCAUUUAAAGAGCAUUGGUCAUGUCUAGGGAAUUCAAGAGAUAUUGCUCUGAAACGACUCGAAUCGCUGUGGACUCGCCUGUCUAGAGACCAAAAAUAUCUGAAACUGUAUUCUGAUUUUCUGAAGGAGUAUGAGGAGUUAGGCCACAUGAGCGAGAUACAAGAUGAAAGUGUUGAACCUGAAGUGACAUAUUAUAUGCCUCAUCAUGGCAUCUAUAGGCCUCAAAAAACGACGACUAAACUACGUACUGUGUUUAAUGCGUCCACCUUGACUAGUAGUGGAAAAUCGCUCAACUCAAUUCAGUAUAACGGCGGAGUGAUUCAAGACGAUCUAUUUACAUUGCUAAUUAGAUUCAGAAAACAUAUAUUUGCAUUUACUGCAGAUAUUCGUCAGAUGUAUCGUAUGAUCAAUAUAGAUGAGAGUCAAAGAAAUCUACAAAGAAUUUUAUGGAAAGAGGGAGCUAAUGAGUCCGUUAAAACGUAUCAGCUAAAUACGGUUACCUACGGAACGGUUAGUGCUCCAUAUCUAGCCAUGAGAACACUUAAGCAAAUUUCCAUUGACGAGGUAAAAAACUUUCCAAGUGCUGCAUCAGUCUUGUGCCAUGAUUUUUAUAUGGACGAUGUUUUAAGUGGAGCGAGUACAUUGGAAGAGACAAAAACUUUGCAACAUGAACUUGUUGGCAUUCUAAAAACUGCCCAGAUGUCAUUACACAAGUGGUGUGGAAAUACGUCCGAGCUUAUUCCUGCUACUGAGAAAGAGUAUGAGCUCUCAUCUACAGAUGAAAUUAAGACUUUAGGGAUUGCCUGGAAGGCUAAAACUGACUGCUUUACCUUUAAAGUAGAUUUACAGCAUAAUGCCCAUCCUACCAAAAGGUCGGUCUUAUCCCUUAUCGCCCGACUUUUUGAUCCACUUGGGUUACUUGGGCCAGUGAUCACGAAGGCAAAAAUAUUCAUGCAACAAUUGUGGUUGCUCAAGAUCGAUUGGGGUGAAAUGCUUCCCGAGAAAGAAGCUAGUGAAUGGCAAGAGUUUGUAACAUCUUUAAGAAACUUAAAUGACAUUAACAUAGAAAGAUGUAUUGUCAUUCCAAACGCGGAAGUGAAUGAGCUUCAUGGAUUCUGUGACGCGUCUGAAAAGGCAUAUGGCGCUGCAAUCUACGCCAGAACAGUCGAUUCAGCGUGUGAAGUGAAAGUGAAGCUAAUCGCGAGUAAAUCUCGUGUGUCACCAAUCAAGCAGGUAACUAUACCUCGUUUAGAAUUAUGCAGUGCCGUUCUGCUCACCAAAUUGAUGCAGAAGGUAAAAAAUGCAUUAAAAAUGGAUAUUACGCCAGUAUCGUAUUAUUCGGACUCUACAAUCGUGCUUUCGUGGAUGAGAAAAGAGUCACGAGACUUAAAAACAUUUGUUGCGAACAGAGUGGCUACUAUUCAAGAAUCCACAGAAAUGAAUCAGUGGCAUCACGUUCCUUCCGAACAAAAUCCCGCUGACGUCAUUUCAAGAGGACUUGAUCCAACGAGAAUGCAACAAAGUGACUUAUGGUGGUUUGGUCCAACCUUUCUCCAAGAACUGGUUGUGAACUUUCCUGGUGAUUGCGACGACAUCCACGAUUCAUUGGACAGUUCUGUGCAGAACAGGGAUGUUUCUUCUGAGAAACUUUAUUUAGCAGAACUCAAAAAUCCGACUAAUUUCUGUUUAAUUUCAGCUGUGGACUCAUCAUUUUUAGAUAAUAUACUUAGUCCUUUAACCACCAAGGAACUGCAGGUGGCCAAGUUAACUUUAGUCAAACUUGUUCAGCUAGCUGCCUUUAAUUGUGAAAUAAAAGCCCUCAAAAAAGGUGAAAAUGUUAAUAAGAGUGAGGCAAUCCACUUGGAAAUAGUCACUGACUUAACUGCAGAGGCAAUGAUUGCCACUUUAAAGCGCUUUUUUAGCAGAAGAGGUGUUAGUUCCUCUAUCUGUUCUGAUAAUGCAACUAAUUUCAAAGGGGCCAAUUCAGAUUUGAAACGUUUGCAAAAUAUGAUUGGUAGACCCCCAGAGCCAUUAGCUAAUUACUUAACAACUGAACAAGUGACAUGGAAAUUUAUUCCACCAAGGUCACCUAACUUCGGUGGCUUAUGGGAGGCGGGUGUUAAAUCUUUCAAACACUAUUUAAAGAGAGUUGUUGGUAAUGCGCGUUUAACAAUGGAACAGUUUUUGACUAUUGUUAUUCAAAUUGAAGUUCAUACCAAAUCAGAAGCUGAUGCUACUGAUGCACCGUGA
This is a messenger RNA of Argiope bruennichi, 2829 nucleotides long. RefSeq lists its product as uncharacterized. The transcript has 5 exons. Gene Ontology annotation, molecular function: nucleic acid binding. NCBI's taxonomy places the organism in Eukaryota, Metazoa, Arthropoda, Arachnida, Araneae, Araneidae. The record is from RefSeq and is a predicted model, not a curated record. Bases 1 to 2829 code for a protein of 942 amino acids.